ACACUUUCAAGGUUUUUUAUGCGAUUUUUCCAAAUAAAAAAUUAAUAGAGAAACUACAAUAAACUAUAUUGAACUAAGAAUAUCUAUAACUGAAAAUGUAUAAAUGUAUUAUCCUCAAAUGUACAUCUCGUAGAACACAUAAAUAUCUAUAUUUGAAUGUGUACUACAUCAUACUCACACAACCAAUCUACUGUUCUAACAAAAAUAAACAAAAGAGGGCAUAAGUGUAAAUAAAGGGAAAGAGAACCCAAGAAUAAUAAGGUCACGAUCUUCCGGCUUAUAAAAAGCAUCUCAUAGGACUCUCAACUUCACCAAAGUCAUAUCUUCUUGUACCACUCUCCUUCAAACAUAGUCAGAGAAAAACAGCAACUCUUGUCUGAAAAAUCAGAGAGAGAGAGAGAGAGAGAGAGAAAAAGAAUGGAUCAAAAUGUGCUAGGCACUCAAGUGUACCCCUACACGACCCAAACCCAUGGCCAGUGCAUCAUCGUUAACCAGAUCGAUGGAUCAUCAUCAGGCGAAGGAUCAAAGCCGGUGAAGCGGCGGAGGAGGAGGAGGAGCAAAGGGUCGUCCGCCACGAGCGAAGAUGACAUGACGGCGAUCGGAGUGAUGCUGAGGAAGAGGAAGUUGACUGAUGAGCAAGUGAAUAUGCUCGAAUUCAGCUUCGAGAACGAGCACAAGCUUGAGUCAGGGAGGAAAGAGAAGAUCGCCGCAGAGUUAGGUCUCGACCCGAGACAGGUGGCUGUUUGGUUCCAGAACCGCCGUGCACGGUGGAAGAACAAGAAACUCGAGGAAGAGUACGCCAAACUGAAGAGCCAACACGACACCGUCGUCCUCGGCCAAUGUCAGCUCGAAUCUCAGGUAUUAAAACUGUCGGAACAAUUGAGUGAAGCUCAAAACGAAAUUCGAAAACUUUCGGAGCGACUUGCUCAAGAAACGUUAACAAACAGUCCGAGUUCACCUCGUUCUGUUGAAGCCAAUGGUGCACCAAUUCAUUUCGAGUUUCCGCCGGAUGUUAAUUACAACAUCCCGUUUUACAUAUCGGAUAAUAGUUACUUGCAGAACAUGGAGUAUUGGGAUGGUUUGUAUGUGUAAUUUUAACAACUAAAAUAUUUAGUCUAUGGAUCGAAAAUCAUGUUUAAAUUAAUGUAUAAAUAGAUGUUUGUCAACCUGUUGUAAAUGCAGUGUUUAAAAUAUUUUUAUUUUAAUAAAUAACUUUGUUUCUCAACU
This is a messenger RNA of Brassica rapa (field mustard), 1227 nucleotides long. RefSeq names its product homeobox-leucine zipper protein ATHB-53. Gene Ontology annotation, cellular component: nucleus. Gene Ontology annotation, molecular function: DNA-binding transcription factor activity, RNA polymerase II-specific; sequence-specific DNA binding. NCBI's taxonomy places the organism in Eukaryota, Viridiplantae, Streptophyta, Magnoliopsida, Brassicales, Brassicaceae. The record is from RefSeq and is a predicted model, not a curated record. Gene Ontology annotation, biological process: positive regulation of DNA-templated transcription.